AUGGCGUCAAUUGGCAUUGUUGAACAAAUUUCCAGGGAAGCUUCUUCUAUGACCACAUACUUCUUCUGCCAGAAUACCGAUUACACUCUUAAUUCUGUUGAAGCAAUCAUCAAGGGUCUCAUUCGGCAAUUAAUCAGACAACAAAAGGAGCUUGUGGAUAUUCUUCGCCUUCGUUGUAACACAACUCGCGCAUGUUUCAGAGAUAACCUUUCUUCCUGGGAGGAACUUUGGAAAACAUUUUUCGAAAUGUUGAUUCAUUGUGCGAACCACAGAGUAUACGUGAUAGUGGAUGCUCUUGAUGAGUGCCGAACUGAUAGUAUGGGCGAUUUCUUGAAAGUCAUCGUUCGAACUGGGCUGGAUCUCACACAUGUCAAAUGGCUUUUCACAAGUCGACCUCUGGAUAUUGCUGAUCAGGAACUGCUCAAUUCACCCGAUCAAGUAGGAAUUAGCUUGGAGUUGAGCUCUGGUCAUCUGGAGUCCGCUAUCAAAACAUACAUCAGUUUCAAAGUGGUUGAACUCUAUCCCCGCCAUUAUCAUCAACCCCAGGAGCUUGAGAUCAUCGAAUCUGAGCUUCUUCAGCGGGCGGAAGGGACAUUCUUAUGGGUCAGCCUGGUGUUUAAGAAACUCGAGAAUGAUGGUAGCGGCAAACGUGUUUCAUUGCGCAACGUAUUGUCUACUAUUCAAGUUCUGCCAUCUGGACUGCGUCCCCUCUAUGAACGGGUGUUUCAGCAGGUCACCGAUGGUGAGGCAAAUAUGGUGACCGCCUGUCUGCGACUCCUCAAGGUCAUGAUGCUGGUCUAUAGGCCCUUGAAUGAGGCUGAAAUACUCAGUGUGACAGGACCGUUAGACUUGGAUGUUGUCAUUAAAAGAAUAGUCGAUCGUUGUGCAUCUUUCAUUAAAAUGCGAGGAAGUGCCAUCGAAUUCGCACACCAAUCAUCCCGAGAUUUUUUGACCGACUUACCUAUGCUCAGAUCUCUUGAGCUUGGCGGACAUGAGACGAUAAUGCUGAAUUGUCUGUCAUAUCUGACAGGGUUUCUUAAAUGUAAUGUUCUUGAUUUGCCGCUCCCUGAUUCGCAAAUACGAACGGAACCGCAGGACUCGGAGAGUAAUGCGACAGAUACUUCAGUUCUCCGUGGCAUGAACUAUGCUGCAACGCUUUGGGCUGAGCAUCUUGAAGCGUCUAGAUACACAAGUUAG
This is a messenger RNA of Penicillium odoratum, 1197 nucleotides long. RefSeq lists its product as uncharacterized. The record is from RefSeq and is a predicted model, not a curated record. The transcript has a single exon. Bases 1 to 1197 code for a protein of 398 amino acids. Lineage: Eukaryota; Fungi; Ascomycota; Eurotiomycetes; Eurotiales; Aspergillaceae.